Messenger RNA from Talaromyces proteolyticus, 1467 nucleotides. RefSeq names its product histidine phosphatase superfamily. The coding region runs from base 164 to 1393 and encodes 409 amino acids. The record is from RefSeq and is a predicted model, not a curated record. Gene Ontology annotation, molecular function: phosphatase activity. Gene Ontology annotation, cellular component: cytoplasm. Lineage: Eukaryota; Fungi; Ascomycota; Eurotiomycetes; Eurotiales; Trichocomaceae. The transcript has 3 exons.
UAUUAUUGUAGUAUUGAUAUACUAGUGGAGACGAUCACGCUCACCACGUGGGCGGCUUGGUUGGCAGGAGCAGGAUCAACAGUUUGACUACGUAAUUACAGUUGCAUGCAAUCGAGCUUAGCUCUGGUCAUGUAGUAUUGAUCAGUAUGUAAUUACUACAUGUAUGCGCGACUCCGUUUUUCUUUCUCGCUUCUCGGUUUCUGCUUUUCCUCCUUUCCAGUUGCUCAGAUACUCGCGAAAAAUGGCCAUCGUCAAAACACUCCUGACUUUAGCGUUGGCCCUGAGCACCGCCGUGGCUAAUGGCAGUAGCAUCGCUGCUCCACAACCUUAUGUGAACUACUCCACCGUGACAGGCUAUUUCCUGCAAGACGAGGCGGGCACCGAUCCCAGCACCUUCGACUACACGGCAGUCAACUUUGGCCUCCUCAAUCGCACCUACGACGCCGACAGCCCGCAGUUCACCAAGACGUUGACGCAAUGGGAGCGCUUCUACCGGCAAGUCGAGUACCUGAACAAGAACGGCAAGCGACACGGGGUUGAAUACAAAGUCCUCUUUUUGGGCCGCCACGGUGAAGGAUGGCACAACGCCGCCGAGUCGUACUACGGCACGCCGGCGUGGAAUUGCUACUGGGCCGAAUUGACCGGCAACGGAACAGCAAGCUGGUCCGACGCGCACCUGACAACCAAAGGCAUCGCGCAAGCCCAGGUCGCGCAUGACUUCUGGCAAUCACGCUUCAAACUCCAGCGCAUGCACGCGCCAGACGCAUACUUUGUCAGCCCACUGACGCGCUGCCUGCAAACUAUCAACACGACGUUCUCGACGCUGGCCUUGCCGCACGGCGCUGCGCCGUACGAGCCGCUCGUGCUGGAGCAUCUGCGCGAGUCGAUCUCGAUUCACACGUGCGACCGCCGCAGCAAUAAGACGGCGAUACAGCAGGCGUGGCCGCAGUAUCGGAUCGAGAAGGGGUUUGCGGAGUGCGAUGAGCUGUGGAAUGGGGUGACGGGGGAGAGCGAUUCGAGCCAGGAGGUGCGGUCGCUGGAGGCGUUGAAUCAGAUCUGGAAACACGUCGACGGUGCGCGGAGGGAUCCGUGGGGGAGGAAGAAGAAGGACGAGGCGUUGUUUAUUUCGGUGACGAGUCAUUCGGGCGAGAUCGCGUCGAUUCUGGAGGUGGUGGGACAUAGGGAGUUUGGGUUGAAUACGGGGGCUGUUAUUCCUGUGCUGGUCAAGGCCCAGACGCUGAAGACGGCGCCGACCCCGACCACGACGCAGCCGUGGCAGACAAGUCUGCAUUGUACGGCGCCGCCGGUGACUUCGGUUACUGCUGGUUGCGUGUGUGCUUCGUCGGCAGCUCCAGUAACUACGCCAUUAGUUGCGACGGGUGGUUGUCAGUGAUUGUAUUGUUAUUAAUGAGAUGGAUGCUGCUGAGACUUAGAGUAAAGAGUAAUAGUACAGAGGAGAGUUGAAGU